AUGGCAGACGAGAGGAAGACCAAGAACAAACCGAGUCUCUGCCCAAAGAACAAUGAUGCGGAAGAAUACCCAAAGCCUUCAAGAGUGUUCACGACAGAGAUCACACAGUCUUCACAGGACGACACGGCUUCACUUAACCCCUGCACCAGUUCCGCGCACUCAGACGGUGACCGUCAAGAGGACGCCACAGAAGACUGGAGAAAUUUGGGCAACGAAGCUCUCAACCCGGAUGACCACUCCGAUGGUACCAAUCCUGGCAGUUCGGGUGAAACAACACCAAACGCACGCUUCUUUGAGACAUGCAUAGCUUCGAUUGGCGCUCAAGAACAAGCUCCGCAGCCCUUGACAAGACACCGCUUGCAAUCAAUACCGGAUACACGACUCUACAAGCUAGGUUCAGUAUACAACAAGCUGAAAGGGAUGGCGGAAGAUUCACAGGCUGCCACUGCCGGUAGUGAUACGCCUCGGCGGGACCUAGACGCUGAUCCUGAUGGCACUUUGGAGGGCCCUGACGUUGCCUCGGAGCCAGACUAUCCAGCUUACUACAUCUUCGACCCUCGGUCAGCUGGCUCUGCAUACUAUAUGUAUCAAGAUUCUGAUACACAAGAAGGUUACAAGAUCGAGAAAGUUUCCUUCAAGCCCAUGCUGCCAGAGCCAGGACAGCGAGCAUACUGCAUUGAGGCAUCGGAGAAAGACCAAGGUGAACCCAGGCACGAGAGCCAAGAGACACUGUGGAGGGUCGACUCAUCUCGCGUUCCUGCAGUAGUCAUCGAUUCAGACAGCUCAAGUUCACACGAAGCGGUCGUUGAUACGAACGAGCCCCUUUAUGCUGGGGAUGAGGCUACCCAGAGUAUUGCCAGGAAAGUGAGCGAUCGACUUCAGAAGAUCCGGCAUUUGAGGGAACACCUGCGUGUCAUCAAUGGAAAAGGGCGAGACGUUCCAGAAGCGAGAGGACUGUAUCUCAUUGGUGACAAGGAUAUCCGCGAUGUUGUCAGUAUUGUUCUGAGCGAAGUGUUCAAGAAUGGCCAUGUCGAUCGAUCCGAAAGAAGAACCACAACAACGGAAUCUUCUGAGGGUCGACCCCUACCAAAGUUAGACGGAGAUUCAAAUGCUAUUCUGGUGCCUACACCCACAGCAGUAGAUCCAGCAACAACCAUCAACCUACCCAGCACCUCUUAUGCAAACAUUAACGCAUCAGACAUGCAAGUUCACACUAAAACACGCGGUGCCGAGUCCGAUACAACGACAACAGUCAUCACACGUCGGAGUGUUGCUGAAAUUGUUUGGGCUCGGGCUUAUCCUGAAGGCUAUGAUCCGGAUUCGCGAACGCAUGGUCGAACUGUGUCUGACUGUUGCUCGCCCACUCACGGAGGCUCACGUUCGUGUCCAGAUGAUCGAAGACAGAGUCAUCCCAAGGAAGUCAAAGGCGAUCCUACACUACGACAUUUUACUACACCAAAGAGUACAGCUGAGAUUCUCGCAGACAUUAUGUGCAACAAGAGCUUUGAACAGCAACUGAGAGUCAGCGAUGGCACUGUCAUUACUUCAUUUCCCAGGCUCUUUUCUCGUGAUUUGACCACAGAAUGGCCUAGAUCAUUUCCAGAUGGCGGAGACUUGAUCAAGCCUGCACCCUCUACGCUGUAUCACCAAGGCGUUGAUGCCUGUAGUGGUCUUCAUGAGCCAGUAUCAUCACCUUCUAACGAGCAGCCCCCGAUAUGUCCAACAUCCACGACCAACGAUAGUUCGUUCUUUGGUGCAAAUCCUUUCAAUCCUAAAUCUAGGAACAAAUACUUGCCAACUCCUCUUGCAGCAGAGAGAAGACUCAGCGCUUCUCUGGAUGCUGAUACCCUAAGACGCCGCAGCACGCAGAUCGCUGACAUUGAAGAAGAGCGCUUGGACGAUUGCCAACCACGUCCUGGUCUUAUGAACAAGAUCAAGCACGGCAGCCACAAGCUUUUUCAUAAAGGCCAUUUUCGGAGGCCAAACGGGAGUACAGCGACCGAAGAGGAUGCUCUUGAUGAGAGCAGUGUCGUGCGUUCAGGGAACGGCACAGGAAGAGGAGGAGCUCCAGAACCGCCCGUAUCAGAUAGCUCGAGAGUACACAAUACCGCAACAGGGGGUAAGCUCAACGUCGCCUCAUAUGAAGAGGGGAUAUGUUCGGAGGAUGACGAGCCACACAGAUGCGUCAACGAUUCAUCGUCUCGAGAUCUUUCUCCGAAACGAUGA
This is a messenger RNA of Fusarium graminearum PH-1, 2226 nucleotides long. RefSeq lists its product as uncharacterized. The record is from RefSeq and is a predicted model, not a curated record. The coding region runs from base 1 to 2226 and encodes 741 amino acids. The transcript is spliced from 2 exons. NCBI's taxonomy places the organism in Eukaryota, Fungi, Ascomycota, Sordariomycetes, Hypocreales, Nectriaceae.